This is a messenger RNA of Leptinotarsa decemlineata (Colorado potato beetle), 1145 nucleotides long. RefSeq lists its product as uncharacterized. Gene Ontology annotation, biological process: chromatin remodeling. The record is from RefSeq and is a predicted model, not a curated record. Gene Ontology annotation, cellular component: Ino80 complex; nucleus. NCBI's taxonomy places the organism in Eukaryota, Metazoa, Arthropoda, Insecta, Coleoptera, Chrysomelidae.
AUUCGAUUUACUCCCUAACCUCACUAACUAACCUCAUUCAUUAUGAAUGUAAACAAAACAAGAUUGCUUAAAUAAUUGAUUUAUAAUUCAAAAUGUUAGAAGGGUGGUAUUGUCGGUCCAUAGCAAAUGAAGCUGCUGCAGCUGAAGAAGAGGAAAGAGCAGUAGAAGAAUCCAAGUUCAAGAAAGAAUAUAAGUAUUUAAAGAGAAAAUUUCAAAACUUAGUUUAUGAAAAUGAGGCUUUUCAGCAAGCCCUUAGGUCGGCCCAAAAACGACUGUUGAUGGUCACGAGAGACCGAACGUUCUUGUUAGACAGGUUACUAAUGCAUGAGAAAGUUGAUAACAGUACAUCAGAAUCAGAAGAAACUGAAUCAUCAGAUGAUGGAGAGGUUGUCAAGAUGGAACUUCUCAAAAAAAGGAAAGAUGCAGGAUCCCAUUCUAGCCAUCACCAUACGAAUUCUGGUAAGGGAACGCCAGCAGUGAAAAGAAAAAGACCCACAGCUCCUAGACCUCCGAAACAUGUCCCUCAGAAUGUGCAUUUGCAGAUGCCUUCUGCUGGCAUUGUUCUCUCAGAUGGUCACAUGACUCCGGAAGAAGUGGAAAGACACUUGCAGUCACAAAGUUUCAUGGAAUUCGUCCCCGAGAGAGCACCACCAACGGUUCCAACAGAAAUGUUCAGCAACGAACCAUCUUUAGACAGUGAAUCAAAUGACAUUGGAGAGCUAGAAACGUCACCUAGCAAUAUGGGCGAAGAACUUAGUAUUGACAUGAUACCAGAAUAAAUAAUAUACUCAAAUAGCAAACUAUUUCUCCUGGAAGUUUUACAGUUUUUAAAAACGAACCUAGGGAACAGACGGAUUUUUUGUUUGUGUUAAAGAUGAUUUUUAUAAAUUAAUUUAUAUCUAGGACAUAUUUUAGAUGAAUGAGAAAAAAUGUAUCUGUUAAGGUGAGCUAGAGGGGCAUGUUCUGUUCUUUUGAAUAGAAAACACAAAUGUGUGGAUAUAGUAUCUGAUAGUAUAUGUUUAUGACGUUAAUAUUGAUUUGCUGAAAUCCUCUUGUGAAUAUAACAGCUCAAAAUAUCUUCCUUUAUGAAAAAACAUAAUUAUAAUAAUAAUAAUAAUGAAUAAAUUGUUAAUUUCCCAAUAGAA